Messenger RNA from Cyprinodon tularosa, 2611 nucleotides. RefSeq lists its product as uncharacterized. Lineage: Eukaryota; Metazoa; Chordata; Actinopteri; Cyprinodontiformes; Cyprinodontidae. The transcript has 11 exons. Gene Ontology annotation, biological process: protein insertion into ER membrane; SRP-dependent cotranslational protein targeting to membrane, translocation. The record is from RefSeq and is a predicted model, not a curated record. The coding region runs from base 292 to 1407 and encodes 371 amino acids. Gene Ontology annotation, cellular component: endoplasmic reticulum membrane.
UCCUUCUACGUCAGCGACGCAGGGUGGUUCAUGAAUGGGGCUCUGAAGUGGGAGGGCCCGUCUUCUGACUUUAGCAGACAGGAGGAGGAAAAAAGUGGGUGUUGUUGUGUUUUGCAGCGAUGCUCCUUCAUGACUGUUUCUAAACAGACGAGCAGCUGUUUGUGUUUGCGCAUUGGAGCGGAGUGAUCUUCCCCCAGAAGGACCAGAACCUUCCGGCUGAGAGGAGCAGGCCAGCGGCCACAGCAGCAGCAGCAGCGGGACCAAAGGGAGUCAGAGUCGUGUCGUGGAGCCAUGGGGUUUCGCAAGAAAAACAAGAGCCCGCCGGUGUUGAGCCACGAGUUUGUGAUCCAGAAUCACGCCGACAUGGUUUCCUGUUUGGCCAUGAUCAUCCUCCUCGGCCUAAUGUUUGAGGUUACAGCAAAGUUUGCCAUCAUGUUCAUCACAGUCCAGUACAAUGUAACCCAAGUUCUUGAUGAGAAAAGCGAGCCAGUAAACCUUUACCAGUACGGCCCUAAAGAUGUGGCCACUGUGUUUUUCUACCUGCUCAUAGCGGUCAUCCUUCACGCCUUGAUUCAGGAAUAUAUUCUCGAUAAAAUUAACAGGAGGUUGCACCUGUCGAAAACCAAACACAGCAAGUUUAACGAGUCGGGGCAGCUGGCAGCGUUCUACCUGCUCUCCUUUAUCUGGGGCUGCAGCAUCCUGACGGCGGAGGAAUUUGCAACAAAUCCAACUUUCUUAUGGGAGGAUUACCCACACACCAACAUGGUUUUUCAGGUCAAAUUCUUCUACAUUUGCCAAAUUGCCUACUGGCUCCAUGCUCUUCCCGAGCUCUACUUUCAAAAAGUGCGAAAGGAGGACAUCCCUCGCCAGCUUUAUUACAUUUGCCUUUAUGUUGUCCACAUCACUGGUGCCUACGUCUUAAACCUCCACCGACUGGGCCUAGUGCUGCUGGUCCCUCAUUACCUGGUCGAGCUUCUGUUCCACGCUUCACGCCUCUUCUACUUCAGUGAUGAAAACAAGCAAAAAGGAUUCACUUUAUGGGCGCUACUUUUUGUCAUUGCUCGCCUCCUUACCCUCACACUGUCAGUGCUGACAUUCGGUUUUGGCCUGCCCCGUACGGAGAACCAUGGUUUUUCCCUGGCAGAAGGCAACUUUAAUGUGCUCACCAUAAGAAUGACUUGUCUCGCAGCCAUCUGUCUGACGCAGGCCUGGAUGAUGUGGAAGUUCAUUAAUUUCCAGUUAAAAAAAUGGAGAGAGCACAGCCAGAACCAAGCAUCAAAGAAGAAGACAGUUAGCCCAAAGAGCAAGCCUCAUAAAAGAGAAAAUUCAAGGGGAGGCGCUGUUAAUGGAGUCGUCAAGUCUGACGAUAAAAUGUCACCACGAGCAAGAAAAGUCAAAGCUUCAUAAAGUUGGACAAGCUUGGAGAUGAGAAACCAGUUUCUUACACAAGACAAUUAUACACUACAGGUGGUUUCAGGCUGCCAGAACCUUUUCAUAGUUCUCAUAACUAUUUAAGGUGGAUUCCUUACAUUGUUUGUCUGCCUUUGCACUGCAGUAACCAUGUGCUAUUUCUUUUUAGAGCUGCUUUUGAUGGGUGUUUUUAAAAUCCUGUUUCAGAAAAUGAUCUUUCUUUGUGUGAUAGAAAGCCAUGAGUUGCAUGCGGUAAUGUAGGUGGCCUGGUUGCAGAUGUCGUGUGGAGCAGGUUUCUAACUCUGUCCUUAUCUACCUGAUUUUUAAAAACAAACUCAAACUGAACACAGCAGCUUAAUGUGUCCAUGAAGAAUAUUUGAUCAAAUUCACCAAAAUGAAACACUAUUAACUAUAACACCUCAAACAUUAAGCUAAUUAAUUUGAACCGUUGUGCUUAAAACAUUUAGUUAUCAGGUGUUUUUUUUAUGGCUCUCUAUAUUUUUUUGAAUCUUGGAAACAAAUACUUUAAAAUUCUACUAUUGCGUAAUACAUGUUUUUAACAGUCAGACAGGACUUUAUUUUACCUUCCCAAGCAACAUUUCAUUUAACUAAUUUAAGAGAUCAGGGUUUUGCUUUAGUUUAGGAUUCCACUAAUUAAACCAACUGAGCUUUACAAAAUCGUUGAUCUUAAUCUGAUUUCUGAUUAACUUUUAAACACAAGGAAAAAGCUGGGGUCAGGGGAAGCAGUUCAGAUACUUACGGGGAAAGUAACUGACAGGAUAGUCUGUCACCCUUCACCUUGACUGUGACCAUUUACAAAGGGCUUCCCUCCUUUGUAGUUUUACAUAUCAGUUGUGCAGACAUGGGGAGGCCUAAUUCAGGCAGAGGAACCUCAGUAUGGCAGUGACAGUAAGUUGGCCAGUCUUGCAAACUGUGGAUUUUUCAAGACAAUCAUCAUUUAUUAAUGUGAAAUUUGUCUUGUUUGGGUUCUAAACUCUUAUGUGACCUUAGCUCACUUAGCAGAGAAGUGUCUUCCUUCGUAAGCUCCUAGAUGGGAACAUAAGCAAUCAAUGGAUGACAGUAUCCAGGGAACUUUACCAAACAAGAGACAUGUUUUUCAUGCAGCAAAAUUGAAAAAAUACUAAAUUGUUCCCAACCCAUCAAAACAAUCAAACGAACAUCGCCAGCAUGCAUUCAAACA